CGGCUUAAUGAUGAUGUUCCGAUUGCGGGUCAAGAUUUUCUACGUGUACAUCAUUAUUUCGUUCGUGUUUAGUGUGUAUUUGUUUUAUCUAAUCUCGAAGUAUUCGUUCGAAAAAUUUAUCAACUAUCACCGGCAUGUGAGGAGUAACAAAUUCCCCGAUCGUCCUCGGAUACCGCAGAUUGUGGGACACUAUGUGGGCGUCGGUACGACGGGGAACCUGUCGAAAGAUUUCAUGAACACGAACAACUUCGAUCCGGUGCCGGGUGUUGGUGAAAAUGGUGAUCCGGUCGUAAUACAGGCGAAAGAUCUGCUAAGGAUGCAACAGUUGUUUCAGAUCAACCGGUACAAUCUGCUCGCCAGUGACCGGAUCGCACUGAACCGCAGCCUGCCGGAUGUGAGGAAACCGAAAUGCGGUUCGAAGCAAUAUCCCGCCAAACUGCCAACCACGUCGAUUAUAAUCGUGUUCCACAAUGAAGCGUGGUCGGUUCUGCUGCGAACGGUGUGGAGCGUGAUAAAUCGCUCGCCAAAAGGGCUCGUAAGGGAGAUUCUGCUAGUGGAUGAUGCUAGCGAUCGACGGUUUCUCAAGCACGAGCUGGAUAACUACGUCCAGAAGCUACCAAUAUCGGUUACCAUUUUGAGAUUAAAUCAGCGCGAAGGACUCGUAGCGGCUAGACUGCUCGGAGCAAGGAUGGCAACCGGUGACACCCUUACCUUUCUCGAUGCUCACUGUGAAUGUUCGCCGGGAUGGCUAGAACCACUGUUGGCACGCGUCCAAGAAAACCCCAAAAAAGUCGUCUGCCCCGUAAUCGAUAUCAUUUCGGAUGAUAAUUUUUCCUACAUCAAAAGCUUUGAGUUUCAUUGGGGUGCAUUUAACUGGCCGUUACACUUUCGUUGGUAUGCGUUGAGUGAUGAGGAGCUGGCGGAACGUCGAAAAGACACGACAACACCGUUUCAUACGCCAGCUAUGGCUGGAGGGCUGUUUACGAUCGAUCGAAAGUACUUUUUCGAUAUUGGGGCGUACGAUGAGCGGCUAAAGAUUUGGGGUGGCGAUAAUUUGGAGAUGUCUUUUCGGGUGUGGCAGUGUGGUGGUGAGGUGGAAAUAGCUCCCUGCUCGCACGUUGGCCAUCUGUUCCGGAAGAGUUCGCCGUAUACGUUUCCUGGAGGUGUUAGUGGGAUUCUGAACGAAAAUCUGGCUCGUGUUGCCCUCGUUUGGAUGGAUGAUUGGGCAAAGUUCUUCUUCAAGUUCAACAAGGGUACCGAGGAGUUUAAAAGCUUGAACGUAUCAAAUCGAUUGGCGCUAAAGCGCACUCUGAACUGCAAAUCAUUCGACUGGUACCUGAGGCGAGUUUGGCCACAAAAUUUCUUCCCUGCACCGAACAAAUUUUUCGGACGCAUUCAACCAAUCGACCUCACGUCCACGUUCGACUACCAGGAGUACCUUACGCUGAUGAAGAAGAUUAAUCUGAUUAUCAAAAAUCUUAACCCGGAGCUAAAGUGGAAGUUUCUCAUCAAAUACCUCACGGAGAAUGUGAAGCGGAUCGGCGACUCGAUGAAGGCGGCCAAACAUAGCCCGUACUGUCUGCACAAACCGAAAACAAACACGGCCAUUAAUCAACCGUACGGCCAAGCGUACCUGCAAAAAUGUUCGUUGCUGAUCAACGUGCUGGACGAGCAGUUUGUGAUCGACGAUUAUGGGCGCAUUAUGACGGACGAAGGGAUCUGUUUGGAUUCGUUCCGGAAGACGAGCAUCGAUGGGGAAGAGAUUGUCGAAGGUACGCGGAAAAUCAAGAUGGUAACGUGCGGAAGUCAGAAGCCGAACCAGCGCUGGGUGUACGAGACGGAUACGUACCAUUUGAAGAAUAUUGGCGAAGAUUCGGAAUGUCUCGAGCGAAGCGUCACGCUCAUAAAGGAAGAUGGAGAAGAUAAGUAUGAACUGUUUCUUGGUCCGUGCGAUGUACGGAACGAGCUGCAGAAGUGGAUGCUGUUUCCGGUGGCGUGGAAGUAA
Molecule: messenger RNA, 2005 nt
Organism: Anopheles maculipalpis
Lineage: Eukaryota; Metazoa; Arthropoda; Insecta; Diptera; Culicidae
Gene: Pgant3
Product: polypeptide N-acetylgalactosaminyltransferase 3
Exons: 4
Coding region: 8-2005 (665 amino acids)
Cellular component (GO): Golgi apparatus
Source: RefSeq, a predicted model, not a curated record